Molecule: messenger RNA, 384 nt
Organism: Fonsecaea monophora
Lineage: Eukaryota; Fungi; Ascomycota; Eurotiomycetes; Chaetothyriales; Herpotrichiellaceae
Exons: 1
Coding region: 1-384 (127 amino acids)
Source: RefSeq, a predicted model, not a curated record
AUGACUCAAACCGUCCACGCCAUCAAUUCGGCUCCUCUGAAUGCCAUGAUGCCCAUUCUCCCGCGGAUGGAGGAUGGCCCAUCGUUUCUUGAACACCAAGAGCGUCGUUUCGGACAGGACCCUCACUCAUCCUGUCACACCACGAGAGAAUCAAGCCUUGAACCUUUGCCUCAAACCCAGGCCGAAAUCGACCCCGAAGAACUUAUUCGUAAGCCGUUGAAUGACAGGGAAAUCAAUAUAAUGCGAACUAUUUUGCAUGAGCGCUAUCGCUAUCACCCUGGCCGUCGAUACGGAGAGGAGGAGUUGCAGGAAUCGAGGCGGAUCUUCGAUGAGCGGUGGCGUCGGAUGAAAAUUAUGUUCUGCUCUAUCAUGGACCCGACUUGA